Molecule: messenger RNA, 3613 nt
Organism: Oncorhynchus masou masou (cherry salmon)
Lineage: Eukaryota; Metazoa; Chordata; Actinopteri; Salmoniformes; Salmonidae
Product: transcriptional regulator Myc-like
Exons: 3
Coding region: 221-1405 (394 amino acids)
Biological process (GO): positive regulation of cell population proliferation; regulation of transcription by RNA polymerase II
Molecular function (GO): DNA-binding transcription factor activity, RNA polymerase II-specific; protein dimerization activity; RNA polymerase II cis-regulatory region sequence-specific DNA binding
Source: RefSeq, a predicted model, not a curated record
GUGAUUCUCCUGCAGCAAAUGUCAUCCAACAUCACGAGCAAAAAGAGCUGUUAUGCAUGCUUCUCAGCCAGCCACUUUAAUAGGAAACGAACAUCUCCUUAUCACACACACUGGCAAGGAUUAAUUUGACUAGCUUGUUUGGAAUACUUCUCACAAUCUACGUUUUUGAGUUCGUGAAUUGACCUCCACUUUGUUUUACAAACGCAAGGAAAGAGCGACAAUGCAGCUAUAUUCAAGUUUGGCAAGUAAAAACUACGACUACGAUUCUAUCCAGCCAUAUUUUUAUGUUGACAACGAAGAUGAGGAUUUUUAUCACCAGCAACAAGGACAACUUCAGCCACCGGCUCCAAGUGAGGACAUCUGGAAGAAAUUUGAGUUGCUGCCCACUCCUCCUCUCUCCCCGAGCCGGCGACCAUCACUGUCUAGUCUUUUCCCUUCAACUUCUGACCAACUCGAAAUGGUGACUGAGUUUCUCGGGGAUGACGUUGUAAACCAGAGUUUCAUCUGCGAUGCCGAUUACUCUCAAACCUUCCUCAAGUCUAUCAUCAUCCAGGACUGUAUGUGGAGCGGGUUCUCGGCUGCAGCCAAGUUGGAAAAAGUGGUGUCUGAACGACUCGCCUGUCUCCAAGCUGCUAGGAAAGAACCAGCUUUUAGCGACAACGCGGAGUGGACUACUACUCGGUUGAACGCAAACUACUUGCAGGAUCUGAACACAUCCGCGUCCGAAUGCAUUGAUCCCUCAGUGGUCUUUCCCUACCCAAUAACUGAUACUUCCAAAUCAAGCAAGGUGACACCACCCACGGAUUUGGCAUUGGAUACCCCACCCAAUAGCAUUAGUAGCAGUGGUAGUGACUCAGAAUAUGAGGAGAUAGAUGUCGUGACUGUGGAGAAGAGGCACGCAGAGAAGCGGUGUGACCCCAACAUGUCUGGGACCAGACAUCACAGUCCCCUUGUGCUGAAGAGGUGCCAUGUCUCCACCCACCAGCACAACUACGCAGCUCACCCCUCCACGCGGCACGAGCAGCCAGCUGUCAAGAGGCUGAGGCUCGAGAGCAGUAACAGUGGCAGCAGCAGCCGGGUCCUCAAGCAGAUCAGCAGCAACCGCAAAUGCCCAAGUCCCUGGGCAUCAGACACUGAGGACUAUGACAAAAGAAGGACUCAUAAUGUACUGGAGCGCCAGCGGAGGAACGAGCUCAAGCUGAGCUUUUUCGCUCUACGGGACAAGAUACCGGAGGUGGCUAACAAUGAAAAGGCAGCCAAAGUGGUCAUCCUGAAGAAGGCGAUAGAGUGUAUUUACAGCAUGCAGACAGACGAGCAGAGACUAGUCAACUUCAAAGAGCAGCUAAGGAGGAAAAGUGAACAUUUGAAACAGAAGCUGGCCCGGUUGCAGAACUCUCAUGUUUGAGAUCAAAGCGGCAUAGACUUUUUGGCCUUAUCGUUAUUAAUGCAAGUUAAGACAUGGCGUGUAUAGUUGAUAUUGCAUGAAAACAAAAAAAAUGCGAGUCUUUGAUUUAAAUGUUGAACUGCCUUAAUUCAAUUAUCGGCAGUAAAAUAUUAAAUUUAUUUUAUUAAUAAAAUAUGAAAAUGGGGUACAUGUGUUGCAUGCCCAACCUAAAAUUUGAAUGUUUUGUAUAUAGUUACUGAGUAUUUCCUAAUAUGUAUUUUUGGAUCUCAAUUGUCAGGAAGUUCAGGCAGUAUAUGGGUUUACAUAUGUUCCUCGAUUCAUUUGAAAUAUAAAUGCAUUUCUUAACACUCGCCUGUUUUUUAAAAAAAAAAUUAUAUUUUGUCUCUUGCAGUCUCACUUGAAUGAGGUCUUACAAGAUCUGUUUGCAUUAACAGUUGAUCUGAUACAGUUGAUUUCACUCGUGGGCUGACUUGUUAAAAUGGACAUGGAUUUGCAUUAAUGUGUAUUCUCUUUGAAGUCUUAACAAUUAGAAGACCAGUAGAAUCACCUUUAUUCAGGAAUUUGAAAUGGUGCAGUUAUAAACCGAUCUAUCCAGAGUUGACCAUGCCACAAGUUGGUAUGGACAGUUGAGGGUCAGUCGUCAAAUACAUUUCAGGGGAACCAACUUAUAAUUGAAGGCAAUUGGGUCGUACACCUUAUUUCGAUCUUCGAUGAGUGAACCGAGCAAGCACUGGAGAUUUGAUGUCCUAAUUUACAUAGUCCAGAUGGCAGAAAGACCAGAUCCUUUUCAAUGUUAUGUCUUGUUCUUCACCCUUUUAGAAUAACUUCCUGUUUAUGGAUUCAAAAGCACAGGAAUGUUGUAAGCAUUGGCUGGGAGAGAGACUACCAAGGGUAUGGUGUAUAUGUAACUUGAAUCUCAUGGCGGUGGCAAAGGGGAUGAAUGGACUUAAUUUUCCAAUGAGAAAAUACGUACAACUGUGGGAAAUAAUGUAUAGUUCUGAUAAUACCCUAUUGUAUCUGGUAGGAGUUUGUUUGUUUUGGAAAAUGAGGGUAUGUCAGACUUCUGGGACUCGUUGGAAACAUCCAAAAUGAUGCAUAAAACUUUAGGUACAGUAAAAUCGGUGAAGAGCACGAGAAGUAGGUUUGUUCUGAUUUCUUGUUUCUGAGGAUCAGAAUUUUUUUGGGGGGGGGGAGGGUAAUCACUCAUCAUACUUUGAGCUACGGAGAAGGAAACCUGUCAAAUAAGUAAUUUCUCGAGUCUGUACUAUCCUGGCAGCUUUUGUAAACCAGCCUUUACAAUCUUCUUGGUGUAAAAUGUUUGGAAAUGUAAGAAGUGCCUGCAGAAGGGAGAAGCCGAUGUGUGCGAAACAUCACUAUGAAGGAGAUUUUGCAUGUUUAUUAGAAGGCGUGGAGAACAUGAAGCGCAGUCCUUGGAUUGCCCGAUUAGGGUGAACGAGACUGAGGUUGCCAAAAGCAGGGCAGUUGAGAGUAUCCUAUGCCAAGACUUUCAAAAGGUAUAGUAUCUCUGAAGGUCCAGUGGGAAUGAAGACCAGUACGUCUACACUGGAACCUUCACCACAUCCUGAGUAUUACAUUUACAUACAUUUACAUUUAAGUCAUUUAGCAGACGCUCUUAUCCAGAGCGACUUAUUACCAGCAGGACCCAGACAUUCUUCAUGUGAAACAAUUGGACUUUGUGUCAUUUAUAGCAAUGGUGAUAAAUGGAAGUGCAUAAGUUCAAAAUAAGUCGAGAAAGAUCAACAUCAUUGUUUCUGCAGCUAAACUCUUUCUGGGAUUAAAAUAUUUGAUAUCUGAGGAGCUACUGUCUCGUGCAGUCCCACUCUCUCAGGCCCCAGAGCCUGAGCAGGGUAUUUGAGUUUUCCAAUGACUGAAGGAGUUGAAAUGUAUAUAUUUUGUGUUAAUACUUUUUUUGUAGUUUGCGUGGAUUCAUGUAAAUGUUCCCUUCCCAUAUGGAAUUUUAUUUUUGUAAAUCUUUUCACCCCCGUCCAGUUGGUGGCGACAUUACACCUUGUGUGUAGUUUGCCAUAAAACCCAAAGAAGAAGAAGCAUUUGCUGGAGGGUAUUAUGACAUGUCCAUGGUGCUGGACUAUUGUUAAAUCCAUGCAAGAAUGUAUGUAUGUGCACACUUCAAAAGAAGGGUGGAGAAUUGGGAUGGAGCCCUCUUCAUUGAUUAAAGCCUUGAACCUA